This is a messenger RNA of Microplitis demolitor, 920 nucleotides long. Its product is annotated as ribosomal RNA small subunit methyltransferase NEP1. The transcript has 3 exons. Gene Ontology annotation, biological process: rRNA base methylation. Bases 155 to 859 code for a protein of 234 amino acids. Gene Ontology annotation, molecular function: rRNA (pseudouridine) methyltransferase activity; rRNA binding. Gene Ontology annotation, cellular component: nucleolus; small-subunit processome. The record is from RefSeq and is a predicted model, not a curated record. NCBI's taxonomy places the organism in Eukaryota, Metazoa, Arthropoda, Insecta, Hymenoptera, Braconidae.
UUCCGGAAAAAACAGUUCAAGUCAGCACGUGGAAGCACAAAAACACAAGUGACAUUUAAAUAAAUAACUGUUUAAUUAUUUAUUUUUUAUAAACUAUUAAUAUAAACUAUUAAUAUAUUUAAGAAAUAGAUAUAAUUAUUUAUAAUUUAAAAUAAUGGUUAAAAAACGUUCAAGAGAAAGUGAAUACGAUGAUAGUGAACAUAACCUCGUGGAAAAACGUUUAAAAGAUAGUACUCCAGUUAAUUUUGAUAAACGUUUAAUAAUUAUUUUAGAAAAUGCGCAAUUAGAAACAGCAAAGGUUGCCAAAAAAUUUGAAUUGUUACAUUCAAAACAUGAGAUUUCGCUUUUAAAAAAAUAUAACCGUGAACGUGAGACAACUAAACCGGAAAUAGUACACCAAUGUCUACUGAUGUUAUUAGACAGCCCUUUAAAUCGGCAAGGAUUUUUACAAGUGUAUAUACAUACUGAUAAAAAUGUUUUGAUUGAAGUGAAUCCCGGAACCAGGAUACCGAGAACAUUUAAACGUUUCGCUGGAGUAAUGGCGCAACUGCUUCAUAGUAAUAAAGUACGAGCAGCAGGCCAGUCAGUAGAUUUGCUGAAAGUCAUAAAAAAUCCCGUGACUGAUUAUUUGCCAGCUAAUUGUAAAAAAAUAUUAAUGUCUUGUCGCGCAAGUACAUUUAAAUAUCCCGAGGAACUUGUACCUGAUGAAGAACCAGUAGCUAUCGUCGUUGGUGCGAUAGAUCAAGGACAAGUGAAAACUGAUUACACAGACUCUACAAUCGCUAUCAAUGAUUAUUCAUCAUCUGGAGCGUAUAUUUGUGCUAGUUUAUGUUCUGCGUUUGCAAGGAAGUGGAUGUAAAAUAAAAAUUAUUAAUUAAUUAUUUAAUAAAUAUAUGAAUUUCUAAUAAUUAUAAAUAUUA